AUGACUACGGAGCCCACCCUUCCCAUCCCGAUCUCGUAUAUCGCGGGUAACUACUAUCUUUUCUCUAUUGAUGCCGUCACGUAUUUGAGACGGGAGCAUCACAUCUGUGGUGUCCUGAUUGGCACUCUGCCGCAAAUCCCACAACAAAAUGUCUUUCUGGGAUUGCCGCUGGAGCUGAUGCCGGAGGAGGCGAGGCUGCUGGUGGAGAAAGGUGUAGCUUGCAUUGUAGACGAGGUAAAAGUUCAGAACCAAGGCAUGAAAGCCCUCAUGGAGGAAGAUCGCAAGAAGUAUCUCCGUGAGCUAGAAUCCCAAGGCCUUCAAGCUAUGCGGCUGCAAGCCAGCCGGAAGGAGCAACAGAGAGAGAAAACAUUAAAAAAACUAGAAGAAAAGAAAGCCAAAGCUGCCAAAUCAAAGAAAUCCUCUGAGGAUCCUGAACAAGCACCUGCUGUCGCUGAUGCGCCUAAGGAUGACCCAUUGGUGGACCUCUUCGCAGACAGCCAACCGUCAAGCCAUAGUCAAACCACUUCUCGACGUACCUCCACGACUGUCGCCCCCGAGAAUGCCAUGGGCAUCACGCCCGCAACGGCCCGUCCGCCUCUCCCAGCUGAGCCCUCUUCUGAGCAGCUGCUGCCGAUGCCUCAGGUCCCUUCGUCUUAUCCUUUGUUCGCUCAUCUUCAUGCCGAGGGUUACUUCCUGUCCCCGGGUCUUCGAUUUGGCUGCCAGUACCUUGCCUACCCGGGGGAUCCCUUGCGAUUCCACUCUCAUUUCUUGGUUGUCUCUGCCGAGUGGGACGAAGAGCUCGACUUGAUGGACAUUAUCGCUGGAGGUCGAUUGGGUACUGGCGUGAAGAAGGGGUUCAUGAUUGGAGGUGCUGAAAAGAAGGAUAAUACUGCCGAUGAAGAGAGUGUGAGGACUUUCAGCAUCGAAUGGGCAGGAAUGUGA
Molecule: messenger RNA, 942 nt
Organism: Aspergillus oryzae RIB40
Lineage: Eukaryota; Fungi; Ascomycota; Eurotiomycetes; Eurotiales; Aspergillaceae
Product: tRNA splicing endonuclease subunit SEN34
Exons: 1
Coding region: 1-942 (313 amino acids)
Biological process (GO): tRNA-type intron splice site recognition and cleavage; tRNA splicing, via endonucleolytic cleavage and ligation
Cellular component (GO): tRNA-intron endonuclease complex
Molecular function (GO): nucleic acid binding; tRNA-intron lyase activity
Source: RefSeq, a predicted model, not a curated record